Messenger RNA from Melanaphis sacchari, 1010 nucleotides. RefSeq lists its product as uncharacterized. Gene Ontology annotation, cellular component: nucleus. The record is from RefSeq and is a predicted model, not a curated record. The transcript is spliced from 4 exons. Gene Ontology annotation, biological process: positive regulation of Notch signaling pathway. Bases 174 to 983 code for a protein of 269 amino acids. Lineage: Eukaryota; Metazoa; Arthropoda; Insecta; Hemiptera; Aphididae.
AGCACUUGGCACUUUGGCAGUAAAAACUAAUAACUAUUAACUUCAAUAGUAUAAAGUAUUUACUUGUAUGUAGUUAUUUUCUCAUUUCUCUUCUAAUUACAUUAGUUGACAGUGUCUCAGUUCUCAGUUUUAGAACCCAACACUACCUAUUUUUUUUUAUAAUAAUAUUAAUAAUGUUAAAUUGUUGUUAUCGGGUAGAUCUUCCCAAACCAAAGCAAAUGAAACUUCAAGCUACCAUCAGCAAAGAAAAAUUAGACAACUUACAUAAUAAGUGUAAAAAUAUUAUCACGAAUCAAACUAUUAAUGAUCUAAAGAAACUAUUUGAUGAAGGUGCUCUGAUUUCUAGAAUGUGCUGUAAAGUAAAAAAAAAAUUUCGCGGAGAGAAGCUUUUUAGACGCCUUAAACAAAUCACUGUUUCUAUAAAAAAACUCUAUCAACUAAACAUCUCUGAAGUUAUAUUAAAUUUACUCUCAACAUUUGAUAAUGGUAUGCCAACAAAACAAGCUUGUCAAUGGGUCGGUGCUCGUAUUUUAGCAGCUUUAAGUCUGAUCAAUCAGUUACAGCUAUUCAGUGAAGGAACAGCUCAAUUGAUAGUGAAAGUGUUCCAGAAUGGUCAAUGUUGGUUAGAAAUGAACCUUGCACUUGCUAUGGUUAGCAGAGUGUGGAUACUUACUAAAUCGUUACACAAAUCAUUUUCACGAUCCUAUGAAAAUUUUAGACCUUUAGUGAAUCAAUUAAAAAUUUCUGAAACUAAAUGGCUUCCAAAUUUUGAAUUACCUGAAUAUUUAAAUAAUAAUUUGUUAGAAAAUAGUCAAAGCGAUUCAAUCGAGGAGCUUGUGGAAAGACCCGGCUGUGUUAUGAGUCGUAAACCAGAACCAGAAGACCUAGUUAUAAAUAAAAUAAAGUCUAGAAAACGAAAUAGAUUGUCAGGAAAUAAACAUGCAAAUAAAAUUAAAAUUUUUAAAAAACAAAAAAUUAAUUAAUUAUACAUCUUAAAUAUUUUUUUUAUA